Molecule: messenger RNA, 1112 nt
Organism: Morus notabilis
Lineage: Eukaryota; Viridiplantae; Streptophyta; Magnoliopsida; Rosales; Moraceae
Product: heavy metal-associated isoprenylated plant protein 3
Exons: 3
Coding region: 96-779 (227 amino acids)
Molecular function (GO): metal ion binding
Source: RefSeq, a predicted model, not a curated record
GAAAUAUAUACCCUUUUCCUAGUUAUAUCACAUAUGUAUUUUUCACUUUUGCCAUAUUAGGUUAGAUCUCUCUUUCAAUUUACCCUCUCUGAAAAAUGAAGAGCUUAACCAAGAAGAAGAUGGGGGCAUUUACGUGCCACUCUCAGGCGUCGACCGCCGUUUGCAUGACGCCGGAUUCGCGCUCGGUAAUUGUCCCCGGAAGAAGAUCCCUCAGAGAGAGAAACAUAACCGCCACAACUACCAGUCUUGCUAGUACUUUUGAUAACCCUAGAGUACUCAACAAUAAUGCCAAGUACUCGAGGCUUGUUGAUCAUCAUCAUCAUCAUCAUCGUCAGGAUCAAUUGCGUACCAAGUUGAAUAUUAGUACUAAUAACAGUACUUUGGGUGAUUAUAAGAAAUCAUCAUCACUCUUUUUGCCUUCCAUCAAAAGAGAACUUGCUUUGAGGAAUAAUAAUAAUGUUAGCCACCAACAAGUUGGGCCUCUCCAGAAACCAUCAGCAAUACUUGAUUCAGUGCCUCACCAUGUAUUCCAGGUGGUUGUUAUGCGGGUCUCUCUUCAUUGCCAAGGAUGCGCCGGUAAACUCAAGAAACAUCUAUCCAAAAUGGAAGGAGUGACUUCAUUCAGCAUAGAGCUGGAAACAAAGAGGGUAACAGUGAUGGGACACGUCUCGCCGGCGGGAGUUCUGGAAAGCAUUUCGAAGGUGAGAAGAGCGGAGUUCUGGCCUUCCUCGGCCUGUUCUUCUUCUUCUUCUCCUUCUGCUGCGGCGGCGGCUAAGUAAUUAAGGUUUCAAAAAUUUUACCUCAAAUGGAACCCCAUUAUAAUUAAUUCCAUUGGAAAAACCCCUGCAGUUGCAGUCUCAUGAGAACUACUCAGAAAAAUCAGGGAAUUUCAAUGUUCUAUGUAUUUAUUUGUCCUUAAUUGUUAGAUUUUUCCAUUUAUAUGCUUUGUUGGCAAACUGUCCCAUGCAUUUAGAUGUUAUCGAUCGUGCAAAAUGGUCCUGCCCCUAAAAUAAAAAGAGGUAGGGAAACUGGGUUUGGUAGGUGAGACUUUGAUCAUGUGAGCAGUAGCUGUAUUGACAAUGACGUACACAAAUAAUGCAUGGAAUUCCCAU